GUGAAACGAGGAACAAGCGUGGGGCGGCUCAUCGGUUCACAAGCUUCUGCGUAUGUAGACGCACAAAACACACGCGGUGUUACAAAGUAGGAGAGUUAUAUGUUUUUCCAUUAAUGUUGUUUCAGGUUCUUGAGAUGAUAUCGCUGGCAGUAUCAAGUUUCAGUUCAUGUUUAACUAUGGAUUACUGAAAUUUUAUCAUCUUGGGUGUGGUGAAAAGUUAAAAAGCAAAGUUUCCGUUAAACUUCUUCGAAAGUUUCACGUUGUCCAUGAAUACGUUCAUCUCUAAAGAAGCAGAAGACGACUCAAGAAGCCCACAUGUUGAGAGGACGCAGUAAUAACGAGUUUAAACCUAUCCAUUCGGAAGAGCAGGUAUGACGAGAAUUGUAGGAGUCACCGGGUGUGUAUGUAUCAUAACUACCGAAUGGCCCAAUAAACCCAAAGCUUCAAACGUGAGUCUUCCUGAAAGUUAAGGACUACUUCAUUAUAGAAACGGCACAAGGUUUUCUAAUUUUACAAGUGGCGUUAUCGAUGUCACAUAAUCUAUAUUGUCCAGAGCCAUAAUUGUACUCUCUGUACGGUCACGAACUCGUAGUAUUUAAGGCUUAUCUAAUUCAGAAGAAUAAUUGUUCUCAAUAAAUUGAUUUUAUGUCAUCAUAAAGCUUCGUGCCUUUCCACAGUCUUCAGCGUUUGUUUCAAAUUCUGGAGGACUGUUUAACAACGAUUUAAUUUCAUGUGAAUUUUGGUGUUAGUUGUAAAAACUGAAGCAAUGUUUUUGACAAAUAAAGAACGUUCCAAACGUCUCUCUCAAGUGACAUUAGACACGGAUCACAGAUUAGCCUUAAUCUUGUCAGUGGUGUGUUGGUUGAAUGCGAUCUUGGAAAAUCUAAUCUCCUGAGACAAAACUGCAGACGAAAUAUUUACAAGGAAGACAAAGGUACAAUGGAGGUUUUGUUUGUUGUGGUAGCACUGGUUUGUGGUCUGACAACAGUGAGGACGGACACAGACGACACCCGACUCAUUAGGGAUUACUUUGGGGACAUGUUUACUUUGUCCAAAAAAGACUGUAGCGCUAUCCCUUGUGACCGGCUUAGUCGUAUGGCCGCAGCGAUGCCUGGACGUGAUUGUAAGUGUCAGUGUGCUCCUUCCCAUCCCACCUUUCGUGAGGACAUACGUGAAUGUGUGAAGGACCUGAGAGAAUGUCCUGUUGCAAUGUUUGUGCGUCCUUAUACUGUUGAAAAGUUUCCCCUGGUGUCACUUCCUAUGACUGGUCAACUCGUUUAUCCUGGGGCACACCUUGUUGUUUCAGGUGUUAGGAUGGAAAACCCUGUUCAGUCCUUACAUUGUGAAGUGAAGAAGGUGGAACUGUUGUCGUCUCGUGGCUGGAAGGAAGUCACUAAACCUGGCAAAAAUCACAUGUUUGAACUGUAUCAAGAUGGUGCCAAAACCUUUCUUCAGUGGCUUGGCAGUAAUGAAGACCGUCGGACGCUCCAACAACAUUUGGUACUUAUAAGACUUAGUUGUGAAAAUAAGACCGGAGAGGACGCUUUCGAGCCAUGUGCAGCGAUACGAGUUGGUUGGGCUCCAGGAUUAGGAACACCUACAAAAGAAGUUGAGCUUCCACCACAACCCAGCAACUACAGGUUUAUCAUUAUCGGUCUUUGUGUGGGAAUCUUAGGCUUAAUCUACGUCCUUGCUGUCCUAGUCUACCUGAAGGUCCGGAAAAACAGAGCAAAGGAACAAAGAAGCAGAACAUCUCUUGGAGAGACUGGUGAAGAUGAGGAGAGUCUUGCUGAAGAAAAUGCACAGUGCAUACAGAAAAGUGACCAGAAACAAGAGAAUGUGGAAACUGUAAAUGAACAGUCAGGAAGUCAGCUAUUGCCUUCUGAGGCUCAUGUUCACGAUUUAACACCUACUGAAUCUGUUAAUAUUGCUGGAUCAUCUUUUGCUGACACCACCGUGUCCUAUAGACAGGCCUUUCCAUCUGGAAAGCAAGCCCUCCAGACAACUAUAGCUUCUCAGAUUCAUAGUAUGCAGCAACAACCAAUGGAGAAACCUCCAUCUAAACCUACGUUGAUUCCUGAAUAUUUUGACCCUCAAUUGCUAGCGUCACCGCCACUUCCUGCUUUGGAAAUUCUUGUGAGAAUUCGAGAAAUGAUAGGUACAGCUAAAAAACGCCUUCAGAACUUACGCUACAAACCUACAUUAAUUACAAUUCCAGAAGAUGAUUAUUUUUUCCGGGACUUUAAACAACGAAGGAAUGAACAACCAAACACAUCCAAAUGCUUGAAAAUUCCUGUAAGAGAAAAUAAAACAGGUAUUGAACCGAAAGACAAAGUUGAAUGUUACCAUAGUGGUGUGCUCGGGACUCUGGAAUUGGGAAAAGAACUUAUGCCACCUCAACCACCUCCCCGACACAGCAGAUUGAAGAAAAAUCAGAAUGUAACACAAGAUUGUCUCAAUUCUUUAAACAUUUCUAUUGGUUUAGCUCAAAAAGUACGGCAUUCUGAGAACUCGUUUUCGUCUGCUCCUAAGCCUAACCAUACUACUAUGGAAAACAUGUCCAAGUUUGAUUUGUUUAGACUCGAUCUUUAUGAAAAAAUUAAAAGAUUACAAGAAACUCACGGUCAACAAGCUAUCCAUGAAGACGAAAAAGAAGUUCCAGUUUUAGAAGUGAAGCAGGGAGAUAAUAAUCCAGAUGAUUUUGGAGAAUGGAAAGAAAACAUUAUUGAGAAUUCAACAGAAAAUAUCUCCAUAGUAACUGAAACAGAGCUGGGCAAACAAACAGCCCUCAAUAACAGUUCUCCUUUUGCCAGUAUAGAUAAUUCCAGAAUAUCCAGACGGCUACUUAUUCAUAAGCUUUCUUUAGAGGAUGAUUCAGGAGCAAGAAAAGAUAAUACAAAUUUUCAGAAUAAUUGUUACUCCCAAGAAAAUGAAGAUCCACAGUCAGAUAUUACAAAAGAUAAAAUAGCAGAAAACAAACCAUUUUCGCUAGUUGAUACAAUGGAGCAAAAUCCAAUUGAAACUAACGCUAACAUUACACCAUCCAAAGAAAUUACUAAAUUUGUUAAACAAGAUAAAGCGUUAAGGAAUUCAGAUGAUUUUGAUGACGAUUCUACUCAUUCUUCUAGUGAGAGGUUUGAUGACAGUCUUGAGAACUCUGCGAGUGAUGCAGAUAUAGACAGUGAAGCUGUAUCUGCCACGAACGUACAAUUAGUGAGUAAGAAAAUGUUAACAGAAAGUGAAAUCACAGAUAAGAGACAAGAAAAUGCUUCAUCAAUUAUGAAGCCGGACAUGACUUAUGAACGGAAGGGGGAUUUAUUGUUGUCCAAAUUAAAUGGGGUAGAAAACUCUGAUUCUGAACUUUCAGAUUCUUUAAAAAGGUUUAAUAUGAAAAAUCGAAGAAAAAAUUGCCAUGAUAAAGAAAGCUGUACCCCUAAAAAAAGCCAAAAAGGUAGAGAUGAAAGUGCAUCUGACAGUGACCAUCCAUCCAUAGAGGAUUAUUUAGAGCUGUCCAAUAGACUGGCCAGAAAAUUGUCUGAAGGAAGAGUACCUGGAAUGAAUUAUGAAUUUUCAAAUGUUUAUGGAGAAAAGGAGAAAUCACCUCUGUCACAGCUAAUCAGAGACUUCAGAGGUUCUAUUGGAAAGCUAAAUAAACAUUUUGAUAUGUCUUCAAAAUAUAACAAAAAUUUUCAUACUAUGUCCCCUGUGUCAGAAAAUUGGACUUUAAAGAAAGGGGUGAGAUCUAAUCACAAGAGGAAGGAACUGCCAAACAGUGCCAAACGUGUUUCUUCUUUGAACGGGUCACAUAAAGCACCCACUAGUUUAAACAAUGAUCGGAUUUUCUCCUGUCAUUCUUUUGAAGAUGUUUCACAAAACAUUCUUCUUUCUUCUAAGAAGAUUAAGAACAAAAAUCUAUUUGAAAACGACAUUCAUGGUAAAAACGCACAAAAAGAUUUGAAUUCGAUUCAUUUGAUCAUAAAAGACUAUGAAAAUGGAGAUAAUAAAAUUGUGAAUGAUAGAAGUAAUAUUAUCAUAACCAACGAUUCAAAAACUAUGAUAGAAGUUGAAUUACAGAAACAAGAGACUGACGAUUCUGCCUUUUCUGCAACUGAUAAUUUCAUCACAGAAUCGUCACAAACAACUUCUGAACAACCUUUAGAAAAUUUGUAUUCAAAUAGUAGCUCUGACAGAACAGUGACUCUAUAUGAGGAGUUAUCACACGAUACGACAUAUAAAGCAGAAAAGAAAGAUGAUGCUGAACAUCUGAUGAUCAAUAAACUUAAUGGCAUACCUCAAGAUGUUUGUAACAAUGGUACUGAAAUGAACCAUUGUAGUUCCACUGACAGUGAUACAUCUUAUGAUAAUUUAAGACAAGAAGUAUGUUGUCGUUCUUUAGAAUCUGAUUCUCUGUCUACUGUGUGCUCAGACAUUACAGAAGACUCUCUCAACAAAAAUGGUUACUCUUCAGGCACUGAUACAUCUUUUCAUAACGAAAGUGAUAUUAGCGAAGAAAACCCCAUUGAAGCUUGCUUAGUAGAUUUAGCUAGAACCUCUGUGACCACUCCAAUGGAUGGCCGGCAUGUUAAGAUUAGUCGAGCUAUGAAGGGCCUGGAAGCAACCAAGCAUUUCAAGAUGGCCAAUUGGAAACACAUUUGUGUUGAGAAACGUAGAAGUUUGUCUCAGAAGGAGAGAGAAUCCUCUUCUAAUAAUUUAACUUCGCGUGUAAACGACGACUACAUUUCUAAUGAGCUUGUGCAAGACCAGUCCAAUAACUCCUCACAAGAUAGACAACAAGGUAAAACUAAUAAUCAAAGUCACAAGACUUUCAGUCCUACUAACAACAGAGAUAAGGUCACAAAAAAACUGACCAGAACACCAACUCAUGUUGCACGUGUUAAUGUGCAAAGGUCAAAUUCAAUACCUAGACAUGAUAAUGGCAUCGUUAAUUGUAACAAUGAGCCCUCAUUCAUUAACAAUGGAGUGGGAAGUACGUCUGAAGAUGAAGGAACACUGAUCAAAAGUUCUGACAAGGCAAAGCUAGGUUACUUGGAGGCCAUCUCGGACAGCAGCACUACUGAUGCAGACAUCAAAACUCAAGACAACAGAUGGAAGAGAAGAAAGCCAUUAUCCAGACACGUUAGGAAGGUUGUGAACAGUACGUGUAAGCAGUACCUUCAGCAUAAGAAGCAUGCAGAAACCAAGGAAAGUGGAUCACCCGACAUGCAUUCGUCUUCUACGCUUCCUUCAAAUUCCAGACCUAGAACUCCCAAACAACUCAGUUUUAACAAUGACGUAACAGUUAUUAAUUUGGAGGAAGAGGAAAACCAAACUAACACUGGUGAAAACAAUAAUUUUGUAACGUUAAUAUCCGUGGUUUCUUCUGAUGCUUCAAAUAGCGAAGACAAUUAAUUAUGUCAUUUAAUGAGAGUAUUCUAAUGUACAUUAUUUUCUUAACGUUGUAUUU
Limulus polyphemus (Atlantic horseshoe crab) is the source of this 5464-nucleotide messenger RNA. RefSeq lists its product as uncharacterized. The coding region runs from base 940 to 5409 and encodes 1489 amino acids. Lineage: Eukaryota; Metazoa; Arthropoda; Merostomata; Xiphosura; Limulidae. The transcript has 8 exons. Gene Ontology annotation, biological process: imaginal disc-derived wing hair organization. The record is from RefSeq and is a predicted model, not a curated record. Gene Ontology annotation, cellular component: cell cortex.